Molecule: messenger RNA, 1233 nt
Organism: Auanema sp. JU1783
Lineage: Eukaryota; Metazoa; Nematoda; Chromadorea; Rhabditida; Rhabditidae
Source: the annotation of a GenBank genome assembly
AUGAAGAUGAAUCUUUCUGAAAAAGUUCGAGAAGAAAUUAAUAGAGCUGUUUCUGACUAUCUUCAAACAAAUGGAUAUCUGGAAACGCUGAAAACCUUCCGGGACGAAGCUGGCCUUAGCGAGAAUGAUAAAGUUCUGAAUGGAAUCCUUGAAAAGAAAUGGACUUCUGUAUUGCGUCUUCAAAAGAAAGUAAACGAUUUAGAAGCAAAGUUAUCUGAGACCGAGAAAGAAAUCAAUCAUGGAGCUCCCUCAAGAGAUAAGCGCCAGCCUGGAGAUUGGAUUCCUCGUCCUCCAGAAAGAUAUAGCCUUUCAGGACAUAGAAUGCCGGUCAAUAGGGUUAUCUUUCAUCCUUUCUGGGCUGUAAUGGCUAGUUGUAGUGAGGACACUACCAUAAAGAUUUGGGAUUACGAAUCAGGAGAUUUCGAACGAUCACUCAAGGGGCAUACUGAUGCUGUUCAAGACAUCGCUUUUGACAAAUCAGGGAAACUUUUGGUUUCAUGCUCAGCUGAUCUAUCGAUCAAAAUAUGGGAGUUCGGAGGAACAUAUGGAGCUUUAAAAACCAUGAAGGGACAUGAUCACAACAUUUCAUCUGUUUGCUUUGUUCCUUCGGGUGAUUUUAUCCUUUCGGCAAGUAGGGAUCAUACUGUUAAGAUGUGGGAGGUUGAAACUGGGUAUUGUGUUCAUACUUUCCGUGGACAUACAGAAUGGGUAAGGAUGAUUCGAAUUCAUCCUGAUGGAACGCAUUUCGCAACUGCUAGUAUCGAUCAGAGCGUGAUAGUCUGGGCUUUGCAAAGCAAAACUGCGAAAGCGACUUUACGUGAACACGACAAUGUAGUCGAGUGUGUUGAAUGGGCGCCCGAAUCUGCCUUAGCACCAAUUCGAUCCGAAAACGGAAAACCAUCAGUUGAUGCCUUAGCUCAACCAUAUAUAAUUGUCAGUGGAUCUCGUGACAAAACUAUCAAAGUGUGGGACGCUUUGUCGGGAACGGUUCUCUUCAAUUUGAUUGGACAUGAUAACUGGGUACGAGGAUUGAAGUUCCAUCCGAAAGGAAAAUAUCUGCUCUCCGUAGCUGAUGAUAAAACACUUAGGAUCUGGGAAAUAGCUGCUCGAAGAUGCUCUAAGACUAUUGAUGCUCAUCAGCAUUUCGUGACAUCCAUAGAUUUCCAUCCAUCUGCUCCAUACGUAAUCACUGGAAGUGUAGACACAACUUGUAAAGUUUGGGAGUGUCGAUAG